AUGAUUCAGAACCAGUUCAUCUAUCUCGCGCGGUCUUACACAAACGCGUCCAUCGGAUUCCGCUUGGUGGGCGUCACAAGAGCAACGAACGAUACCUGGGCGAGUAACGGCGACGACCUGGGCAUGAAGCGGGCGCUUCGACAGGGGACGUACUCCAGUCUAAAUAUCUACUAUCAAUCUCUCUUACAGGCUGGCAGUAAUACCCCUGGGGUGCCCGCCGGCAGCACGCUACUUGGUUUCUGCUCCUUGCCAGCGGGCGGCGUUACUUCAACGACACCGCGGAACGAGUACGUCGUCGAUGGAUGUAAUGUCCUGAGUGGGACAAUGCCUGGGGGGGAUAUGCAGGGGUACAACCUGGGAGGCACGACGGCGCAUGAGGUGGGCCACUGGAACGGGCUGCUGCAUACCUUUAAUGGCAAUAGUUGUGAUGCUGGAAAUUGGGGGGAUUACGUGGCGGACACGCCGCAAGAGAUGACCAGCACGAGCGGCUGUCCAGUCUACAAAGACUCCUGCCCCAAUUCCGGCGUCUCGUCCACCGCUUAUACCGGGCUGGCCGGUCAAGGCGCGAACCCUUACGGAGCCCAGGGAUUUUCAGGAGUCGAUCCGAUACACAAUUUUAUGGACUACUCGAGCGACGCUUGUUAUACGGGCUUUACCCAGGGCCAGGGGGCGAGGAUGCUCAACGUGUGGAACAUCUAUCGCGCCGGGCUGUGA
Molecule: messenger RNA, 714 nt
Organism: Cladophialophora psammophila CBS 110553
Lineage: Eukaryota; Fungi; Ascomycota; Eurotiomycetes; Chaetothyriales; Herpotrichiellaceae
Exons: 3
Coding region: 1-714 (237 amino acids)
Molecular function (GO): metallopeptidase activity
Source: RefSeq, a predicted model, not a curated record